AUGUCCAUCUUCACCAAGACCACCGACUUUGCCUUCACGGGCGGGGCUCUGCCCAACAACCUCGCCUUCAAGGGCUCAGCACAGCAGCAGGUCGAGGAUGCGGAGGUGCGAGGUGCGCAGCUGGAGCUGCAGCUAGAGACGGCGCUAGGCCAGAACCGGCUCCUUAGCGCGGAGCUGGUCAAAGCCAAAGACCUCGCUCGAAGCGCUUUCAGGCAAUUGCGCACCUCGGGUGCACCUUCUCUCCAACAAGAGAAGAACAUGGCCGACAACAGCAGCACCUUUGACAAGCUGCAGGAGCUCGAGCAGAAGGUCGAGGACCUGCAAAAGAAGGACGCCGAGGCCUCCAAGGUCAUCGAGCAGUACGAGGGUGACCUCAUCCGCAAGGCUGGCGCGAUCAAAGAGCGGUCGUCGGAGCUCAGCAAGGCCCAGGAGGAGCUGAAGAAGGCCAGGCAGCAUCUUGAGGACACCAAGAAGGCGCACGAGGGCGACCUUGAGCGCCUGAACGGCGACUACGAGAAGCUCGCCAAGGCCAACGAGAAGCUGCAGCGCGACGUCGACGACCACAAGGCCAAUGCCACGCACAACGAGUCGAUCCUCGCCCGCGCCUAUGCCGACCAGGAGAACAUCCGCGCCGCCUACAACGCCCUCACCCGCACCAAAGAUGACGCCGAGGCCCAGACGCUCGACCUGCAGAUGCGCUACGACAGCCUGUACGAGCAGUGGCAGGAAGACCGCAGCAAGAUCGACGACCUCGAGAGCCGCGUCGAGCUGGCCGUCACGCUGCAGGAGUCUGUCGAGAACCUCAAGGCCGACCUCGCAUACCGCGACGAGCAGAUCCGCCAGUACCCCCACAUGCUGCUGGUCAAGGACGAGCGCAUCGCCAGCCUCGAGCUGCAGUACCAGAAGGAGCGCGAGCGCAACAUGCACGCCGCCGAUGCCGCUGCCAAAGCCACUCUUGCUGCAGCCACCUCGCACAACAACGAGGCCCCGCCCGCACUUGGCGAUCUCGGAACGUCGCUGGCUGACGAGCUGUCUGACUGGAACGAGGACGACUUCAACGACCACGAAUCCGACACGCAUGAGGUGCCUGAGAACGAGCUGUCUCCGGUGUCUGUGAUUGAGACCGCGCCUAUUGCGCCUCCCGGCCAGCGCCUCAGCAUCGACCAGACAGAGAGCGUUAGUGUGGUACCGGUUGCUGUUCCGUCCCAGCGCUUGAGCCUUGGUGCCUUCAAGACCACCAGCACUUCACCCAUCGACGUACCAGCCCAGCACUUGAGCAUCGGUGCGAGUGAGGAGUAUUUCAGUCGCUUGAGCACCAGUGCAAGUGAGGAGUACUUCAGCGUGUCGCCUGUCGAAGUUCCAACCCAGCGCUUGAGCAUCGGUGCCUUUGAGACCACUGGCACUUCACCUAUCGAGGUUCCGACCCAGCGCCUCAGCACCGAUGCCAGCGAGUACUUCAGCAUGUCACCCAUCGAUAUCGUUGCUCCCCCUCACACCCUCGGCGCCGUCGAUGAGAUCAACAACAUUUCACCAAUCGAAGUUGUUGAAGCGUCUGCUCCCACCCUUACUCUCAGCAUCAACGAGGCUGCAUCAGUUACACCCAUCGAACGCGCAAUUACGUUCGCCAGCACUUCGAUGCAGACAGACCUUCAGGAUCUCACCGCAGAGAUUGUGGAUGCUGCAUCCGUCAUCACCACACCUGUUGCACCCGCGGUUGUCGCUAGCACCACGACUUCCACUCAGACCGAGACUCCUCGGCUGACCUCAAGCAUCGUCGAUACCGCGUCUGUUACUGUACAGCCGACUGUGCCAGCCUCCAACCAUGAUCUCGCACCCAUCACGACGCUUCACGAAUCAGCGCCCAUCCAGGCCCGUCAUGCGACGAGAGCGACAAGCGGCAUCAGCUCCAUCACCGUCACACAUGACUGUAUCCCUGUCGAGGUCUGCUCCCCCUCACCUACAACCACUACCGCUAGCGUCCAGACUUUCGAGGCCUCAGCACCUGAAGAUCAGACCGACUUGGUGGAAGACCAGGCUCGCGUGAUCGAAGAUAAGGACCGUACCAUCGAAGACCUGAGGCGCAUCAUUGACGAGCCUCACAUCACCGAGGAGCAGCCCCACGUCAUUUCACAAUUGCACCGCAAUACCCAGAACGUCAAGCCCAACACGACCAGCUUCUCGCAAGUCAUUUAUUUCAUCGCUGCUCUUGUCUCCUUCCUGGCCGUGUGGCAGUGGAUGAAGGUCAAAGCCUGGGAGACAGCCAACGGCUACACUUCCAGCAGUGGCAGCUCCUACAACACCGGCGGCGCGUACGGCAACGGGCGUCACCUCCUUGGCAUCCCGCUUGCGCAGGACAUUGGUGCCUACUGGUGGACCGAGCAGAUUGCAAACAUCGCUAGCAGAGCCAUUGCUGGCUACGAGAAAUGGGCUGGCAUUGAGUAUGUGGCCACAUACUGA
Molecule: messenger RNA, 2457 nt
Organism: Parastagonospora nodorum SN15
Lineage: Eukaryota; Fungi; Ascomycota; Dothideomycetes; Pleosporales; Phaeosphaeriaceae
Exons: 2
Coding region: 1-2457 (818 amino acids)
Source: RefSeq, a predicted model, not a curated record